Molecule: messenger RNA, 2496 nt
Organism: Colletotrichum graminicola M1.001
Lineage: Eukaryota; Fungi; Ascomycota; Sordariomycetes; Glomerellales; Glomerellaceae
Exons: 2
Coding region: 1-2496 (831 amino acids)
Biological process (GO): carbohydrate metabolic process
Source: RefSeq, a predicted model, not a curated record
AUGUUUCUUUCGUACAGUAUCUUUACCCCGAAAGGCGUAGCCACUGGCAACGCUGUCCAGUUGCAGACUCAACCCUUCUCACCUUUCACGCUCAGCCCAGACACCCCGGUAGCCACCCUUGACUAUGGAGCUGAGAGGGCAGGCUAUCCGAUCUUCGACGUCACCUCCCUCAGUGCCCCGGCGCAAAUCGAAGUCAAGUACACGGAGCACUUUGACGGGCUGAACCAUCCCUUCAGCGACGGGCCGUUCACAUUCACCAACAUGCUCAGCAACAACUUCCGCGUCGAGACGUUCGACGUCGCGGCCACCGGCCGGCUUGCAUCUCCGCUGCUCCAAGGAGGCCAGAAGUGGCAGUCCAUCAGGCUCUUGACCAACGGCACGGUGGAAAUCUCGAGUGUAGGCUUCGUUGCUACCAUUGACACGGCCGAGCCGGAAGAUCUCCCUGGGCAGUUUGACAGCGAUGACGAGACCUUGAAUGAGAUUUGGAAGCUCGGCGCCAGAGCGGCGACGGCGGCGUGCUUCGACAAGGGCACGCAGAAAGCCACAUGGCAAGUGAGCGAGGAAGACGGCGUGUUGGCCCGCAGCACGCGGCCAGCCGCGACGUAUAAGGGCACGUCUUGGAGCAAUUACACACUGGAGUUCGACACCAAGAUCGAAAAAGGCGGAAGCUGGUUCAUGACUGGAGGUGUUGUGGCCGGCAACGGAUACAUGAUGCUGCUGACCAGUGAGCUCCCCGAGACCACUCGCUUCGCCAACACCAACACGACAUUGACGCCGGCCAACACCAUCUCGCUGGCCUACGGAGCCGACUUUGUGAACCAGACAUCACUGUCAACGUUCCUGCUCGACGUUUUCAAGGUUCCAUUCAACGUGAAGGAAAACACAUGGUACCACAUCAAGGCAUCCAUGGCUCCCUCGGGUCACCUUGCCGUCUCCAUCGACGACACGCAGGUGUUCAAUAUCUCGCGAUCCGACUAUCCGUGGGCACUCACCAGCGGCACCCUGGUGUACGCAGGCUCUCCCGACUUCACCGGCUCCAUCGGCUUCGGCGCGUACCAGGACCAAGCAGCCUACUUCAAAAACGCGCACGUCUACGACACCGUCAACGGCUCGACUAUUUACGCCAACAACCUCACCACCCCGGACGUCCUCGUCGAGUACGGAACCCAGGCAAACACCGACAGUGCGUGCGUCGAUGGGCCCAAGCGCGACAGGCUCAUCUGGCUCGGCGACUUCUACCACACCACGCGCAUCAUCGCCGCCAGCACGUCGCGGGCGGACCAUUCGCGCGGAACGCUGCAGCUCCUGAUCGAUUCGCAGAUCGCCAACGGCCAGAUGAACAUCAGCCCCAACCUCGGGUACGAUCUGGCGUCUGCCGCGGACGCGCUGGGGCCGCAAGGCGGCGGCGCGUUCGGGUUGCAGGACUACCAGCUCCUGGGGCUGAUGGCAUUCAGCAACCACGUGCGGCUGCACAACGACCUCGCGUGGGCGAGUGCGACGUGGCCGCAGUGGCAGAGGGUGGUCGACUGGCUUCUGCCGCAAAUCAACUCGACGACGGGGUUGUUGACGUUCCCGGGCGGGUUUGCCUUCACCGGGCCGGCGGACGCGGGGUCCGCGAUCGGGUGCGAGGCCGUCCAGGCCCUCAAGGGCGUGGCGGACGUGGCCGCUGCCCUCGACGACACGGCGUCCGCGACGCGAUAUCGCGAGGCUGCAAGCUCGUUGGCGGACGCCAUCAACGAGAAGUUGUGGAACGACGACGUCGGCGCGUACGGUCUCUCGCUGGCGGACAUGAGCAAUAUCUCCGUGGCGGCGACCUCGUUCUGCAUCACUUCGGGCGUGGCGGACGCGAACCGCGCCGCCCGCUCCAUCGCUGCGUUGCUGUCCGGCCUCAAGCUCGGCCCGGGCUACAAAGACGCCUCGACCGUGCCGUCCAACGACAGCAGCGUCAACAUCUCGCCCAACACCAAUGGGUUCCUCCUCUCGGCGCUCUUCGUAGGCAACGCCACGCAGGCGGCCGACGAGCUGAUGCGGAGCCUCUGGGGCGCGAUGCUCCCGGGCGCCAGCGAGGCGCAGAACAAGAGCGCCGUCGGCGCGAGCUGGGAGUACGUCAACGCCGCGACGCUGGAGCCCGGCCUGGGCCUGUUCACGAGCCUCGGCCACCCUUGGGGCGGCUCCCCGACGUAUGUCUUGACGGAAUGGGCGGCGGGCCUGCGGGCCGUCGAGGGGACCGACGGGUUCGGCUACAGGAACUGGGUUGUGGCACCGGCAUCCGGGGUGGCAUUGGGGCUGAAGAGGGCGAGCGCGAGCGUCGUCACCGCGUUUGGUGGGGAGCUCAGCGUCGAGUGGCGGAAGGAUGGUGAUAAGAUCGGGGUCACCAUUAGCGCUCCUAUGGACACGAAAGGGCAGUUUAUGUAUGGCAACAAGAGCAUUGCGUUGCACGGACGGACUGAGUAUCAGUUUACCGUGGACACGACAUUACAGAAUGGCAUUGUUUAA